Molecule: messenger RNA, 726 nt
Organism: Botrytis sinoallii
Lineage: Eukaryota; Fungi; Ascomycota; Leotiomycetes; Helotiales; Sclerotiniaceae
Exons: 1
Coding region: 1-726 (241 amino acids)
Source: RefSeq, a predicted model, not a curated record
AUGGAAUAUUCUCCCAUCACGGAUAACUCCUUCUCUCCUGAUGGACAAUCGCCAUUUGAUGCAAAUUCUCCUUUCAACUCCACAUCUGUUCUUGGUGCUCAAGAUCAAUUCCAAGAGACUAUGCAAGCGUACCCACCAAACGAUGAAUGGGCAGCUUAUGAGCAAACUGAUCUUUACAGCGCCCCAGCUCAAAUUCAGAUUCCAUCUAAUCACCAAAUCUACCAAGAUAUCAUGGGUCAAAAUGCCAUGGCAUUCGAGACAUCGGGUGUCACAUAUCAAGCUCAACAUCAACAACACCCACAAUCAAUGGCACACAUUUCACCUAUCGGUGAAGGUAAUACCAUGCUUUACACACCAAAAUCUAUGCAAGAUUUUGAUGAGGGAUUUGAAGACUUUGUUCCAAACAACACUCGCAUGACUACCAAUGGUGUUCAAGAUUUCCAACUCUUUUCUGCACCCCAACAAAGACAAAAUAGCAACCCUGCUCCACUCUUUGGUGAAAUCAUUCCUCAAGCACCACUUGGAUUUCCUGGAAUUCUUCCCGAGGAUUUGAUUGCAUUCUAUGCACAAACCGCUGCUAAUUCUGCUGCUGGUACUGGCAACCACUUACCACAAAACCACUACCAAAACCAUCAACAACCUCAACAACAUCACCAACAAUUGCAUCAAAACAUGAACAUGACAAUGGACUGGUCUUCUGAUGAUUAUGGCUAUAACAGUCAUUAA